Messenger RNA from Cryptomeria japonica (Japanese cedar), 4434 nucleotides. Its product is annotated as putative pentatricopeptide repeat-containing protein At3g13770, mitochondrial. Gene Ontology annotation, molecular function: RNA binding; protein binding; zinc ion binding. The transcript has a single exon. Lineage: Eukaryota; Viridiplantae; Streptophyta; Pinopsida; Cupressales; Cupressaceae. Gene Ontology annotation, biological process: RNA modification. The coding region runs from base 253 to 3450 and encodes 1065 amino acids. The record is from RefSeq and is a predicted model, not a curated record.
UCCUCUCCCCCACCACCAUUCUCUUCCAAGAGGUUUCCGCGACACUGUAGUGCUUAAACCAUCACUUGUAUGUUAUCUAGCACGAUGCGUUCCCCAAUGCUUCAUUCAAGCUCUUAACAGCCAAGAGAUUUGCACCAUAGUUAGAACCCUGGUCUCACCUACAGAUUAAUUGUUUGUUCUCCCUAUUUUCGUCUGUAAUAGAAUUCAGGAGAUAGUCAUCUAGUUCAUUAAAUCCCAGUUGUUAAUUAUGAAAUGCUUAAAACUCGCACAUUUGGGUAUGGGUUUCAAAGCUUUUCUCAGCUACACCUAUUUGUUCCGUGUCGUAGAUGUUCUCGUUUCGGUGCUGCUACUCUGGCCUAUGCACUUACAGAGCACUCACCAGAUAAUAACUUGAUUGUGAAAAAUGAAAAUGCUAAAUCUAGACCAAGUACCUCAUUAGCAGACGAAGGAAUGUUCAAGGAUGGAUUUGGCAUAUUGUAUAUCAUGACCAAACGGGGAACCCCUGCAGAUUUUAAUACUAACGCAGGCCUUUUGGGGGGAUGCAUCCGCGUUAAGUCCUUGAAAUAUGGUAGACAGGUACAUGCUCACAUGGUUCAAUCUGGGUUCGAAACAAAUGUUUUCCUGGAACAGCAUCUUUUGAACAUGUAUGCAAAAUGUGGGAAAAUUAAGGAUGCGUGCCAACUGUUUGAAAGAAUGUAUGAACGGAAUUUAGCUUCAUGGCAUUCAAUUAUUGUUACAUACGUUCACAACGGGCGCAAUGAAGAAGUCUGGACUCUAUUUUGCCAGAUGCUUCGUGAUGGGUUCGUACCUAAUCAGGUUAUUUUGAUCAAUGUUAUCAAGGCGGGUGCAGGAUCGGUAUCGCUGGAACGGUGCAGACAAAUCCAUACCCAUGUUUUUCUUGCCGGUUACCAUUCCGAUCUAUAUUUGGCGAGUGCCCUUGUUAACAUGUAUGCAAAAUGCGGCAGCAUUGUCGAUGCGCGCCAAGUGUUCGACAAAAUGUCUCAACGAGAUGUAGUUUCAUGGAUCGCUAUAAUAGCAGGAUGUGCCCAGAAUGGAUGUGGAGAAGAAGCUCUGAAACUUUUUCAUGAAAUGCAUUGCCAAGCUACCAAAAUGAACCAUUUUAUUGUAUCCAGUGUUCUGAGUGCAUGUGCAAACCUAUUAGCUAUGGAACAAGGGGAGCAGGUCUAUGCUUAUGCUAUAAAAGCUGGAUUUGAUUCAGAAACUUCUGUGGGAAAUGCACUUGUUACAAUGUUUGCAAAAUGUGGAAUCUUGGACAAGGCACAAAGAUUGUUUAAUAGAAUGCAUAAACGAGAUGCCAUCUCAUGGAAUGCAGUUAUUUCGGGAUAUGCCCGGUAUGGGAAUGGCAGUGCAGCCCUCCAACAUUUUGCUCAAAUGCACACGUUGGGCAUUAAAGCUACCUAUGCUACGUUUGGCAGUGUUUUAAGUGCUGCUGGUGAUGUAAAUGCCCCGGAGGAAGGUAAACAGGUUCACGCAGAUGCCAUUAAAACUGGGCAUUUUAAUGAUGUACUUGUUGCAGGUGCUAUUGUUGACAUGUAUGGUAAAUGUGGAAAUAUAAAAGAUGCUCAUCUGGCUUUUAAGAAAACAUCUAAAAACAAUGAUGUCUUAUGGAAUAUAAUGCUUGUAGGAUACACACGAUGUGGAAAUUGGGAGGAAUGCUUUAGAUUCUUUCGCCAAAUGCAGUGGGCAGGGAUGAAGCUAAAUCAAUUCUCCUUAUCCAGUUUCUUAAGUAUAUGUGCUAGCUUAGAAGCUCUUGAACAGGGUGAGCAGAUCCAUACGCACGUCAUUAAGUGCGGUUUUGACUCUAGUAUAUUUGUAGGUAGUGUCCUUGUUGACAUGUAUGGAAAAUGUGGCAGUGUUGAAAAUGCACGCUUAAUUCUUGAUACAAUGCCCGAAAGAAACACGAUAUCAUGGACUGCAAUGAUUGCAGGCUAUGCUCAGCAUGAGCAUGGCCAAGAAGCCCUUGAACUUUUUCAGUAUAUGCAAUCGACAGGCAUGAAGCAGGACCAUUUAACUUUUGCUAGUGUCCUCAGUGCUUGUGCCAGUCUAGUAGCAUUGGAAAAUGGUAGGCAGAUCCAUGCACACAUGGUUAAAACUGGAUUUGAUUCUAAUGUCUCUGUAGGGAACUCACUGGUGACCAUGUACGCCAAAUGUGCCAGUAUAGGAGAUGCAUCCAGAAUAUUUAACAAAAUGUCGGAACGCAAUUUGAUCUCAUGGAAUGCAAUGAUUGCAGGAUAUGCCCGGGGUGGGCUUGGCGAGGAGACAUUGCAACUCUUUAAUCAAAUACAACGGUCUGGGUUGAAGGCUGACCUAUUUACAUUUCCUUCUACAGUAAGUGCAUGUGCUGGUCUUGCAAAUUUAGAAGAGGGAAAACAGGUACACGCCCAGAUAAUAAAAACUGGUUUUGAUGCAGAUGUCUCCAUGCAAAAUGCCAUUGUUACCCUGUAUGCUAAAUGUGGGAGCAUAGUAGAUGCACUCAAAGAGUUCAACAACAUAUCAGAGAGGAAUGUGAUUUCAUGGAAUGCAAUGAUAGCAGGAUAUGCUCAGCAUGGGUAUGGGAAGGAAGCCCUCCAACUUUUUGAUCAAAUGCACCAGGAAGAUAUAAUAGCAAACCACAUCACCUUUGUCGGUGUUCUUUCUGCUUGUAGCCAUGUAGGCCUAGUGGAUGAAGGUCGUAAUUACUUUUACUCAAUGGAAUGUGAAUACAACAUGUUGCCAAGAUUUGAGCAUUAUGCAUGUAUGGUUGAUCUUCUUGGUCGGGCUGGACAGUUGAAUGAGGCAGAAGAAUUUAUCAAUCAAAUGCCAUUUGAACCUGAUGCUCUGGUGUGGAGGACAUUGCUUGGUGCCUGUAAGGUACAUGGCAAUUUGUUAUUAGGAGAACGUGCAGCUCAAGCUCUUAUUGAGAUAGAGCCACAAGACUCUGCAACUUACGUGCUUUUAUCAAAUAUAUACGCCAAAGCAGGACGAACAAAUGAUGCAGAAAAGGUACGCAAAGUUAUGAAAGACAGGGGGGUUAAGAAGGAACCUGGUCGUAGCUGGAUUCAGAUCAAGAGCAAGGUCCAUGCAUUUUUCGCAGGAGACAGAUCACAUCUGCAGUCAGAAGAGAUUUAUGCUCUGUUGGAGAGAUUAACCCAAGAAAUGCAGGCUGCAGGGCAUAUACCUGAGAACAUUUUUUUUUUAUACGACACAGAUAAAGAAGAAAAGGAUCCUGCUAUCAAUUAUCAUAGUGAAAAGCUAGCUAUUGCAUUUGGCCUUAUUAGCACAACCCCAGGGACAACAAUUCGGGUGAUGAAAAAUCUGCGUAUGUGUGGUGACUGCCACGUUGCCACUAAAUUCAUUUCUAAAUUCGUGAGCCGUGAAAUUGUUGUAAGGGAUGCCAACCGUUUCCAUCAUUUUAGGGAUGGCAUGUGUUCUUGUGGAGAUUAUUGGUGAUUGUGAAACAGAAGUAUGAACCUUGGAUUGUAUGACUCUGCUAGCCCUUCCAUUCAAGUUUGUUCAUUUGGCUUCAAUCGUUUAGUAUAUUGAUUUUAUGGUAAAGAGGUUAAGCUGAAACUUUAUGGAAGAUGACCAAGUCUAUGGGUUAAGGCAGUACCAAGAAUAUUACUUUCCUGACUCUUUUUAUUUGGUCAAUUGACUCUCUCAGUGUGAUAUCUUAGUGAGGGUCGAGCAUUUAUCCGUGCAAUCCCUGUGAAUCUCAGAUUGGAUCCUUACGAAUUUCCAGCUUCUUGGGUUGUUAAACCUUCCAGGUCCGUUAAUUUAUUUCAGUGGUCAAACUACAGAGCAGAUGGUAAGAUUUGGUGAGGAAGGAAGAUAAGCAUUUUCUUGUAACUAUCCUCCAUCAAAAGUAAUUGUGAAUUGAGACGAUUGUACUUAUGGAUUAUCUCUUGUUCAAUCAGCAAAAGGAUCAUAAAACUGCAAAAUUAAUCCAGCGAGUUACUCAAAGGAUUCAACUCUAUCGUAGUUCAUGUAGCAGUUGGUACAAAACCAAAUUGUACUGUAGAGGUCACAUUGCUUUAGCAGCACAGUCCGUUUCUUUGCAAUACUAUAUUUGUUAAAUAUUGAAUCAAAUAAACAGACUGAUCAUUUACGACACCAAAUGAGGAGCAUAUAGUCGGGUGAUAAUCCAGAUACCCCACCCCCAACAAGUUUAAAAUCAUAGCACAAUUACUGUAAAAGAAACUACAAGGAAUAUGUGGCCUCCUGAUUUCAGAUGGAAACAAGGGUUGCAAAAGAAUUUAGACGUGUCACCCUGCUAGAGCAAACUGGAUAAGCGUUGAAGAUAAAAGUCCAAUUUAAAAAUCUGGAUUGCCUAUCUAUCUUGAAAUUUUUUCGAGUGGAAACAUUGUUAAACCAAAAAUGCAGCGGAUUACAACCGCAACUUGGAAUAUGGAUUGUUACCGUUUGUGUCAAUAUUUU